AUGAGGUCACACGCGAGGGCAACUCACUGAGCAAAAACAAUCCGUUAAUCCUGCUUGGAAUGUGUCGUGCCAUUCGUGUGUUUGUUUUUGAUUUCACUUCCUUCAACUACACACACGCAAUGUUCCUUUUAUGGUUUCAACAGCCUGCUUCAGGUCCAACUGCUCGAGAAAAGAAAGAAAAAUACAACACCAUGCAUGUGCGUAUAAAACGUGGUCCCCAUUUUCGCACGAUCACUCACGAUCGUACAGACUGACCUCCCGCAGCCGCUUUGGGAACAAAAAGCGAACCUUCAAGGCAACAACGAGGAAAUAAGGAAGAAGAAAAAAAGGAUGCAUCUUGGCAGCUUUCGCACUGCCGUCCUAGGGCUGACCGGCCUGCUGCUGCUGCUGCUGCUGCUGACCGGCCGGCAGGUGGCUAGCAAUGGUGACUUUAGCUAUUUCUACGGCACCAUCGCCCCGUCCGACCGGCUUUGCGCGAAGAAGGUCGUCGGCAUCGGUACCAAGACGCCCGUACAGGUGGAUUACAGCAGCACGCGCCCGAUAACAGCUGUCAGUCUCGAUGCGUCGAACGUGGCGUACCAGGGCUUCAACGCGCUCAUCACCCGCGGUGCGAUCGGCCAGCAGGGCAUCACGUUCAGCCUGGCCGGGCCGUGGGUGCUGCCGUACUACAUCGAGCUGGACUACUACUGCCGGGCGCCGGACCAACCCUGACCGGCCUCAACCGGUGCUGCUGCAAAAAGGGUCAAAUGCAGCGCUGCCGACUAGCAGUGGCGGUGUGUUUCCAUUGCUGUGUGGAUUUUAUUUAUUCCCCCCGGCUUGUUUUUCCUCGCAGUUAAAACCGACACACAC
Messenger RNA from Anopheles gambiae (African malaria mosquito), 849 nucleotides. RefSeq lists its product as uncharacterized. NCBI's taxonomy places the organism in Eukaryota, Metazoa, Arthropoda, Insecta, Diptera, Culicidae. The record is from RefSeq and is a predicted model, not a curated record. The transcript has 2 exons. Bases 331 to 711 code for a protein of 126 amino acids.